Messenger RNA from Gopherus flavomarginatus (Mexican gopher tortoise), 395 nucleotides. Its product is annotated as zinc finger protein 75A-like. NCBI's taxonomy places the organism in Eukaryota, Metazoa, Chordata, Testudines, Testudinidae. The transcript has 5 exons. The record is from RefSeq and is a predicted model, not a curated record. Gene Ontology annotation, biological process: regulation of DNA-templated transcription. The annotation marks the transcript as partial.
UGGAGUCAGUCCAGGGGCCGGUGACCUUCAAGGAGAUGGCUAUGUAUUUCACCAGGGAAGAGUGGGCUCUGCUGGACCCCACUCAGAGAGCCAUCUACUGGGAUGUCAUGCAGGAGAACUAUGAGACUGUGACCUCGCUGGGCCAGAGAAUAACAUCCAUGUUUCGCUGCAGAUCAUCUCGUCCUCCCAGGGGCAAGGAAAUGGCUGCAAUGGAGCUGGCUCAGGGGCCGGUGACCUUCGAGGAGGUGGCUGUGUAUUUCUCCAGGGAAGAGGGGACUCUGCUGGACCCCACUCAGAGAGCCCUCUACAGAGAUGUCAUGCAGGGGAACUAUGAGACGAUGGUCUUGCUGGCGGAGUUUCUGGUUUUCCAACGUGAUAUGAUCUCCCAGCUGGAA